UCCCGGUCUUCCCACGUCCGGCGCGAUGGCCGCACCCGCCCCGGUCACCCAGCAGAUCGUCGGCGGGGCAACCCCGGUCGCGACCCCGACCGGCCCCGAGCGCGGGCAACCCCUGGCGGCCGCCGUGGCCGAGCUGCCGGUGCUCGACGCGCGCGGGAGGCGGGUGCCGUUCGGCGCCCUGUUCCGGGAGCGGCGGGCCGUGGUGGUCUUCGUGCGGCAUUUCCUGUGUUACAUCUGCAAGGAAUACGUGGAAGAUCUGGCCAAAAUCCCCAAAAGCUUCCUGCAGGAAGCAGAUGUCACGCUUAUAGUGAUCGGACAGUCAUCCUACCAUCAUAUUGAGCCGUUCUGCAAACUGACUGGAUAUUCUCAUGAAAUCUACGUGGAUCCUGAGAGAGAAAUUUAUAAACGACUGGGAAUGAAAAGAGGUGAAGAAUUGUCCUCCUCAGGCCAGAGCCCCCACAUCAAGUCCAGCCUCCUCUCGGGCAGCCUCCGGAGCCUGUGGCGGGCAGUGACGGGACCACUCUUCGAUUUCCAAGGCGACCCAGCCCAGCAAGGCGGAACCCUCAUUGUGGGUCCAGGUAACACCAUCCACUUCAUGCACCUCGACAGGAACAGGCUGGACCACAAGCCCAUCAACUUCGUUUUGCAGCUGGUGGGAGUUGAGCACGUGAAUUUCACAAGCCGCCCUUCAGUGCUGCAUGUGUGACUAAAGCCGCCCAAGGGGCCCCGGCACGGAGGCUGAUGCGCAGGCGCAGUGCUGCACGCAGUGUGGCACCUGCUGGCUCGGCCGUGGCGCUCGGGGUGAUCAGAUCUUCCACCCCGGUGGCAUUGUGUACCGAGAAGUAGCAGCUGUCACAAUGCCCUGGAUGUUUUUGGUUGUAUAACUUCUACGGCUUUACACAAAAUAACAAGUAUACACGAAUUCAAAGGAAAGCUGUAAAAGCUACGAAGUUGCGCGUAUUUUAAUUUUCUUACACCAUGGUAAAUCCAUUUGGUGAAAGAUCUUUCUUAUUUUAGUCAUUAAAUCAUAAAUUAGCACAACCGAAUAUUUAAGGGGAAGAAAAAGCGACUAGGAACCAUUUCAUUCAUUGAAAAGAGGACACAUCAAACUCUAAACUUACCCACAUUUUUACAGAUCCAGGAUUAAUAUUUUUGAGUAUACAAAUAAAUACACCAACAUACUGCCAGUGGGUAUCUCGGUGUGCAGCAUUAUGGGGCUUUUUAACAAUAACAA
Ochotona curzoniae (black-lipped pika) is the source of this 1234-nucleotide messenger RNA. RefSeq names its product peroxiredoxin like 2C (gene PRXL2C). NCBI's taxonomy places the organism in Eukaryota, Metazoa, Chordata, Mammalia, Lagomorpha, Ochotonidae. The transcript is spliced from 6 exons. The coding region runs from base 26 to 706 and encodes 226 amino acids. The record is from RefSeq and is a predicted model, not a curated record.